This is a messenger RNA of Trichosurus vulpecula (common brushtail), 2002 nucleotides long. RefSeq names its product ADP ribosylation factor like GTPase 6 interacting protein 5 (gene ARL6IP5). The coding region runs from base 421 to 987 and encodes 188 amino acids. The record is from RefSeq and is a predicted model, not a curated record. The transcript is spliced from 3 exons. Gene Ontology annotation, biological process: negative regulation of transport. Gene Ontology annotation, cellular component: membrane. Lineage: Eukaryota; Metazoa; Chordata; Mammalia; Diprotodontia; Phalangeridae.
GUCGCACAUCUUCCUGGAUGGCAGCUGCCUGCUGCUGAGACACUCCCUGUAUUAAAUAUUCAAGCACCCCUUCCCAGCAGCUUGGGGUGGGGGGUGUUGUUAUCGUACGAAAAAGACAGGAAGGCACCUACCACUUCAUUUACUUGGGGGGGGGGUGCCCUGCUUUCCUUCUCUUGCUCUUCUGCUCCAAACACCCACUUGCUCGGGGUACUGACUAGCCAGCAAGACAACUUACAGCCAAAAGGCCAGCACAGAUAUCCGCCCUCCCGCUUCCGCACACUCUGUUCUCUUAGCUCGCUAACCACAGAGCCGACGCAGCCGGAGCCGUCGCCUGCGCUUUAACCCUGCUCAGCUAACCCGUGCCCGCCGUCUCCGGAUUCCCGAGUCCCAGUCUCAGCCCCAGCCCCAGCUCCAGACACCAUGGACUUCCAAGUCCCCGCGCUCCGCGCCUGGGAUGACUUCUUCCCGGGCUCCGACCGCUUCGCGCGCCCCGACUUCAGGGACAUUUCCAAAUGGAACAACCGAGUGGUCAGCAACCUGCUCUAUUACCAGACCAACUACAUGGUGGUCGCGGCCAUAGUGAUCUCCAUCGUGGGGUUCCUGAGUCCCUUCAACAUGAUCCUGGGGGGCACGGUGGUGGUGCUGGUGUUCACGGGCUUCGUGUGGGCUGCCCAGAAUAAAGAUUUCCUUCGCCGCCUGAAAAGGGUGUACCCCACCACCUUUGUCAUGGUGGUCAUGCUGUUCAGUUACUUCCUCAUCUCCUUCUUUGGCGGUGUCAUGGUCUUCGUGUUUGGAAUCACCCUUCCUCUGCUGCUGAUGUUCAUCCAUGCUUCUUUGAGACUUCGGAAUAUCAAGAACAAACUAGAGAACAAGAUGGAAGAGAUAGGCUUGAAGAAAACCCCUAUGGGCAUCAUUCUCGAUGCUCUGGAUCAGCACGAAGACAGCUUCAACAAAUUCGCUGAUUAUAUCAGUAAAGCAAAAGAAUAAGUAUAGCCGGUGAUGUUCGUUAAAUCCAUGACAGGAAUAGUUUUUUUUUUCUUUGCUCCUGUCCAGAACUCGCUUCCUGUUUGUGUGUGUGAAGUGUGAGGUUCCCACAGAGAGAGCCCUACUAAGACUUAACUAGGUGGCAAGAUGCGGGUAGGCCAAACUACAUCCAACUCUUGACAUUCUGGAGAGGAGGAGAACCCAACCAAAAGUCACCCACCUUCCUGUUAUGUCCUAAGACCUUUUUAGUCUUUUAGUCUGUACUUGUUUAGACAAAUUGAACAAAAUCUAUGUUUCUUCAUGGGGAUAAAAUAACCCUUGAUUCUUUGUUACAAUGAACAUAUUUCUAAGUAUUGAUCAGUGUUAAUAAUGUCUACUACAAUGAUAAAUACUGUUUAUAUCUUAAAGGAGUCCAAAACAGCCUUAAGAAACAAAACAAAAAUGUGGAGGUAUAUACAGGUGAAUAGAAAUGUCUGUUAAUUAGAAUAGAUGAUACGAGACAUACCUCUUCCCCUACCCCUCCAAACCCUGGGAUGUAAGCUUUUGUAUGUAAAUUCUCUUUUAAGAGCUUAGUUCAUGUAUCACUUUUCUCUCUGCUUGAUUCUGUGCAGUGAAAACUGGAUAAACACUCCCCACUCUGUUUACAGAUUUAAAGUCUGCUCUGUGGGAGUCUAGCAAAAUAUACUGUUAGAUUUCUAUAAAUUCUUCCAAGUUGUCGUAAUCGGUUUUGCACCAGCAAGCUUGUGCUACAAAAUGAGCAUGAGUGUUGCCUUACUUAAAGAAGGCAGCUGUGUAACUUGUGUCACGCUUGACCGGAUGUAUUAACAAGUCUUGAGUUCUACUGAAUACUAUUUAUAUUACUCAUAUAGCUUUUUGUUGUGGUGGUUCUAGGAAGGAUGGCGGAAAACUCAUGUCAGUAAUUGAUUCUUGUUUGUUUGGUUUGGUUUUCCCCUUACCUUCUAAUUGUACCGUUUGGAACGCAGUGAAAUAAAUAUUCUGGAUAGAUAAUUCACUUAAA